Molecule: messenger RNA, 1778 nt
Organism: Zingiber officinale
Lineage: Eukaryota; Viridiplantae; Streptophyta; Magnoliopsida; Zingiberales; Zingiberaceae
Exons: 7
Coding region: 290-1546 (418 amino acids)
Source: RefSeq, a predicted model, not a curated record
AAUGAAAAAGCCGAAGAUGCUGGCCCUCGUUUGCUGUAAUAUAUAAUGCCCUGACUGACCUCCUCCUUCCUGCUUUUACUAGGCUUAUCAAUAAAAUACAUGGCACAAAAAGAAGGCGAGGAGAAAAAGGAGGAAAAGAGCGUGCUCGAAUCACUUUAAGCAGGGACUCUUGAUUGCACCUCCCAUGGCUGCAACCUCCACUCAUCAUGCCAGCGGCAGAGCAAUUAGUCCUCUCUUUUGGAGCUCGACGUGAAGGGAGGAGAGUUAGUGCUGCCAAAAUUCCACAAAAAUGGCUGCUAGCCAUCACAGAUCCCUUCCUGUGCUCGUCGUCAUUCUCUCGCUUCUUCUUCUCGCCGCUGCUGUCGGUCCGGCAGUCUCAGAGGCGAACAGUACUGUUUUCUGGCCGGAGAAGGAGAUGAGGAAGUAUAGGAGAGCAAGAGCCCAUCUUAAGAGGUUGAACAAGCCUCCGGUAAAGACAAUUGAGAGUCCCGACGGGGAUCUCAUAGACUGUGUGCUCUCUCAUCUUCAGCCGGCAUUUGAUCAUCCGAAGCUCAAAGGAUCAAGACCUCUGGAUCCGCCGGAGAGACCGAGAGGCCAUGCCCCCGACGGCACGGCUACCACCGGGCAUGACUUCCAGCUGUGGAGGACGUCCGGCGAGUCGUGUCCGGAGGGGUCGGUGCCGAUCAGGAGGACCAAAGAAGAAGACAUUUUGCGCGCCAGCUCUGCGAAGAGGUUCGGCAGGAAGCCUAUCGCGACAACUAGACUUGAUUCUGAAAGCGACGACCACGAGCAUGCGGUUGGGUACGUUGUGGGAGAUCAAUAUUAUGGUGCAAAAGCAAGCAUCAAUGUGUGGGCACCCAAAGUGACAAGCCCUUCUGAAUUCAGCUUAUCGCAAAUAUGGAUCAUCUCUGGAUCCUUUGGCACUGACCUCAACACUAUUGAAGCUGGAUGGCAGGUAAGUCCACAGCUAUAUGGUGAUACUUCUCCCAGGUUCUUCACUUAUUGGACUAGUGAUGCAUAUCAAGCAACAGGAUGCUACAACCUUCUCUGCUCAGGCUUCAUUCAAACCAACAACAUGAUAGCCAUUGGAGUUGCCAUUUCCCCUGUUUCAAAGCCCACUGGCGGACAGUUUGAUAUCAGUCUUUUAGUGUGGAAGGAUCCGAACCAUGGGAACUGGUGGUUGGAGCUGGGGUCGGGGACGCUAGUGGGGUACUGGCCGUCGUUCCUGUUCAGCCACUUGUCGGAGCACGCAAGCAUGGUGCAGUUCGGUGGCGAGGUGGUGAACUCGCGGCCGAUGGGGGAGCACACGUCGACGCAGAUGGGCAGCGGGCGGUUUGCCAGCGAGGGGUUCGGUCAGGCGUCCUACUUCCGGAACUUGCAGGUGGUGGACUGGGACAACAGCCUGGUGCCGGUGCCAAAUCUCAGGGUGCUGGCUGACCACCCCGGCUGCUACAACAUCCAGGGCGGCAUUAACGCCGUGUGGGGCAACUACUUUUACUACGGCGGACCCGGAAGAGACGACAACAACGACGAUAGCUGCACCUGAGUGACAUAGAAUUACAUUCACUUUCACCCCCAUGCAGUCAAUUACUUGCAUGGCUAUACACAUGCAACUCUUUCAGUUAAACUCUCCGUUAAGAUUGAUGUGGAUUGCCAAAUCAAUUGUAUACAGCUUCAGGAGCAUGUACAUUUUGAAGGACAUCACAUAAUAGAUACAGUUGUGUCAAUAUUUCAAUCCUAUGUGUAACCAUGCAACUAAUUGUGUGAAUUAUGAUACA